Messenger RNA from Diachasma alloeum, 2182 nucleotides. RefSeq names its product carotenoid isomerooxygenase (gene ninaB). Gene Ontology annotation, biological process: retinal metabolic process; carotene catabolic process. Gene Ontology annotation, molecular function: carotenoid dioxygenase activity; beta-carotene 15,15'-dioxygenase activity. The transcript has 8 exons. NCBI's taxonomy places the organism in Eukaryota, Metazoa, Arthropoda, Insecta, Hymenoptera, Braconidae. The record is from RefSeq and is a predicted model, not a curated record. The coding region runs from base 218 to 1993 and encodes 591 amino acids.
UAUUCGUCGCUCCCACGGCGAAUAGUUCGGGUGUCCCUCCGAAUGGCAUAAAAAUCCCUCCCCAGAGUAAACCAUUUGUUAUGGAUUUCACGCACAAGCGAAUCCACCAAAUUCUGUCGGCGAUAUUAAAACCGCUCAUCAACUCGGUGAUUGAUGAUAACAAUCGGCUGCCGGGGAACGAAGAGGACAGUGACUAGAUUAAAAAAAUUAAUAUAAAAUGACGCGAGAAAUUUUCAGAGAAGUCGACGACUACUGCCGCAAGGAGAAGUCGUCGCACCUCUGGGAUAAUAAAAAUAAUAACGGGAAGGGAAAUGUUGCGUGGGAUUGUGACGAUGAUGUUGAUUACUAUCCGAACUGUGACCCCUCCGUUUGGAUGAGGUCGUGCGACGAGGAAGUCAUCACCCCGAUGACUGGUGAAGUACGCGGGGUCAUCCCCGAGUGGUUGAGUGGUACGCUUUUACGGAAUGGACCGGGCAGUCUCAAAGUUGGGGAUUACCAGUUCGAUCAUUUGUUCGAUAGUUCGGCGUUGUUGCAUAGGUUUCACAUUUCCGGUGGAAGAGUGACAUAUCAACGGAGAUUCGUCCAAACGGAUGUCUUCAAGAGAAACCAUCAGGCGAGGAGAAUAGUCCUGACUGAAUUUGGAACGAAAUCGGUGCCCGAUCCAUGUCAAACGAUAUUCCAACGAAUAGCGGCUGUUUUCAAUCCUGACUCUGGGUUGUCCGAUAAUUCCAUGAUUUCGGUGUAUCCGUUUGGAGAUCAAUACUACACGUUUGCAGAAGCUCCAUUCAUCCAUCGGAUUGAUGUUGAAACAUUGGAGACUAAGGAUCGAAUCUGCAUUUCGGAUUACGUUGGAGUCGUUAAUCAUACUUCACAUCCCCAUGUGACGGACGAUGGCACAGUGUAUAAUGUUGGAUUGAGCAUAACUGCGAUGGGACCUGCCUACAGUGUUGUAUGUUUUCCAUCAGUUCCUAGUGACACUGGCAGGAAUUCCGGUGGCAAAGCCAUGUUCGAAGGAGCAUCGAUAGUGGCUAGUCUCCCAGCGAGGUGGAAAUUGAAUCCCUCGUACAUGCACACCUUCGGCAUCACCGAGAACUACUUCAUCAUAAUCGAACAGCCCCUGGCAGUGUCGAUGGUGACUAUGAUGGCAUGUAAAAUAAAAAAUGAGCCUCUCAGUUCGGCUCUCAAGUGGCACGACAACGAGAAUACAUUGAUUCACGUGCUGUCUCGUGCAACCGGUGCCCUAGAAAGAACUUUCACCGCAGCAGCUCUAUUCUACCUCCACAUAAUCAAUCAGUACGAAUCAGAAAAAGGAGAUUCAAUCGUCAUCGAUAUAUGCUGUUAUCGCAAUGCUAAAAUGUUGGACUGUAUGUAUGUCGACGCUAUGAGAAACAUGCACAAGAAUCCCGAUUACUCGAAAUUAUUUCGAGCGAGGCCGCUGCGAUUUGUUCUACCGAUGACGGAUAAAUUCGCCGAUGUCAAGCCAAACAGAAGAACAAAUAUUUUCGAGAUGAAAGCCAGUGCUCACAGACGGGGGGACGGAGCUAUCUCGGUGGAGCCUGAAUUGAUCUGCAAUCUGGGGUGCGAAACUCCCCGUCAUAAUCAGAAGUACCUGGGGAGACAGUACCGCUAUUUUUACGCCAUUUCCAGUGACGUUGAUAUACAAAAUCCUGGAACGAUAAUUAAAGUCGAUACACUCAAUAAAUCAUCAUUGACGUGGAGUGAGGAUGGACUUUACCCGAGUGAACCGAUUUUCGUAGCUCAACCAGAAUCACAGAAUGAAGAUGACGGAAUCAUCCUGAGCGCUGCAAUAUACGGAGAAGGAAGAGAAUGCGACGUAUGUCUCCUAAUUCUGGAUGCUAAAUCGAUGAUUGAAAUGGGAAGAGUGACAUUCCACACUCCAGGAGCCGUUCCCAAGUGUCUGCAUGGCUGGUUCACCCUCGAAACCCCUCCAAUAGAUGAAAAUAAUGAUAACAAUAAUGAUAACAAUAUUUAAAUAUACACCGUUAACGGAAAUUCGAGACAGUAUCAUUUUGUACAAUAAAUUAUCUUCGUGUGUUUACAAAUAGUCAUUUCAACGGAUCUAUAAUUAAGCUGAUUUAUGAAAGUCACCACAGAACAAAUGAAAUCAGUGACUCGACCGAUAAGUUGAAUAAACUAAAUAGUGCAGACAAUUUUCAAUAAC